AUGGCAGCGCGACUCCAGGAACUCUGCACGAUCCUGGUAGAAGACGCCUGCGGACAACUCUGCUCACAAAUAUUCGCUGCACUUGCUGAAAAUGGCCGGCUGUCGCGAGCACAGCUCCAACAAAUCACUCGCACCCGCGGCAAACAGUUACGCCGCGCAUUGGUCGUCCUCUUGCAGCAGCAUCUCGUGCUCUGCCAUACCAGCGAAGCAGGCAUCACCCACUAUCAGGCCGACUGGCGCAAUUCAUACCACCUACUGCGAGCGAAUCGGUUGAGAUUUUUGGUCGAGGAUCGCUAUGGGGCUGGAGCAGCCAAGAUUGUACGCAACUUGAUUCAGUUGGGACAUGCACGGAUUGGAGAUCUAGCCCGGACGUUCGACUUGGAGGAUACGGUUAAGCGUGACAGCGGGGUGGAGGGGUGCAAUGGGCAUGUAAAUGGCGAUGCUAAGGUCAAUGGUUCAGGGCAUACCGCCGGCAAGAUCACCACACUCGGCCAGUUCCACGCCACUCUUCGUGCGCUUCUCCGGGCAGGCUUCUUGUGCAAAUUCGGGAAGAGGAACUUCACACCAGCUGCAGACUUGCAAGCCGAGAUUGAAGAAGUCAUCAUCAGCGAACAAUUUCCCGAUCGAAAGAUCACUGGUCCCAAAAAACAGGCCGAGUUCAGAAUCGCCGUCAACAACCUCAAGCGAAAAUGGCGAGACGCCGAAGAGUUCUCCGAAUUCCGCGAUCUCAACUCGAAUGGCUCCGUACCGGGUAGCUUUGCGAAACGUGCAAAGCUCAAUGGCGGCAAGUCCAACGGACACGACUCUGGCGAAUCCGCUGCAAAGCUUCCGAAUGAAAUGAUCGUGGCCGUCAACUUUGCUCAGUGUACUCUAGCGCUCCGCAGUCAUCGUCUCGAACAGAUGGCAGAGUCGUACCUUGGUCCCAUCACUGCGCACGUAUACGGCGCUCUCCUUCGAGUUCUCGAGGGCAGAGUCAAGGCCAACGACAGAGAUGCCAAAGAAUUUGACGUCGAGGACGAAGAUGAAGAGCUUGACUUACCCACUGCCACUACCGCAGAAGUGGGAGAGAUUCUUGACCAGAGUCUCGAUCUGACACAAUCGAUCCAAGGAGCCGCCGACAUGUACAAAUUGUCAAAUGCGGGAGAUAAGCCAAAGAAGAAACGAAAACCGGUCAAUAAUGAAUUUGCAGACAUUGGCAUCAAGCAGGAAGUCGUCUCUGAAUCGGAAGACGAGGACCAAGUUGGUGGCUAUCAGCAGCGCCAGAAGCGUCUACAUCUGAUUGAUGAGCAUCUGAAGCUCUUACAGGAACACCACAUCGGUUUCUGCAGAAAAAUUGGCAAUGCUGGAGGCGGCGAAUGGAGAGUCAACUUCCCGGCGCUGACCGACACCCUCAUCCAAGCCGACAUUGACACGGUCAUACUGGCCCGCUUCAGCAAAACGCAUAUAAGAAUCGUCCGUCUACUACGAGAGAGAGGUCGGCUGGAAGAAAAGCAAGUUGCCGGAUUUUCCAUGAUGCGUGUCAAAGACGUGCGCACCAUUCUCACCGAGCUCCAAUUCGCUGGCAUUGUUGAAGCGCAAGAACUUCCCAAAGAUGCCGGUCGUGUGCCCAGCCGCACGAUUUUCCUGUGGGCAUACAAUCCAACCCGCGUGUCCAGCAUGUUGCUUCAGCAGACAUAUCAAGCCAUGGCGCGCUGUCUAGCCCGCCUGCGAGUGGAGCGUGAAAACUACAAGGGUGCCAUUGAAAAGGCGAAGAUGAUUGGACCGAAUCAGGAAGCGCUCAGUCAGAUGGAGCGAGAGACACUCAUGCAGUGGCGCGAGGUGGAGGAAAAGUUACUUGUGCAGGUACAGCGCAUGGAUGAGUUUGUUGCACUUCUGCGAGAUUUCAGUGGGAAGGAUACCUCGUUGACGUCGUGA
This is a messenger RNA of Ramularia collo-cygni, 1914 nucleotides long. RefSeq lists its product as uncharacterized. Gene Ontology annotation, biological process: DNA-templated transcription. Lineage: Eukaryota; Fungi; Ascomycota; Dothideomycetes; Mycosphaerellales; Mycosphaerellaceae. Gene Ontology annotation, molecular function: single-stranded DNA binding. The transcript has 4 exons. Gene Ontology annotation, cellular component: RNA polymerase III complex. The record is from RefSeq and is a predicted model, not a curated record. Bases 1 to 1914 code for a protein of 637 amino acids.